CUGAGUGGGUCAUCAGGCAGUCUCCUUAUGUCAGGCCGAAACGGGUCUGCCAGUGAUGCAGACUGCCAGAUCUCUGAGGACUGCCAUGUCCCAGAUGUUGAGCUGAUGGAGCUCGGGCCGCUGCUGGAGGAGGGAGGGGGGCGACAGGUGGCUUCUAAAGGCAUCCAUUCAGAGGGAGCCGCUAUGCUGGCUGAUGAGGAGGAGGAGGACGAUGAGGUCGGAGAGGUUCUGACCUUACCUCUUCAGGCUCACCAUGCCAUGGAGAAGAUGGAGGAGUUUGUGCACAAAGUUUGGGAGGGGCGUUGGCGAGUCAUUCCCUUUCAUGUCCUGCCUGACUGGCUGAAGGACAAUGAUUACCUACUGCAUGGACAUCGACCUCCCAUGCCCUCCUUCAGGGCCUGUUUUGGCAGCAUCUUCAGAAUUCACACUGAGACCGGAAACAUCUGGACUCAUCUUUUAGGUUUGAUCUUAUUCAUUUGUCUGGGCACUUUAACCAUGCUCCGCCCCAACAUGUACUUUAUGGCACCGCUGCAGGAGAAAGUUGUGUUUGGGAUGUUCUUCUUGGGAGCUGUGCUCUGCCUCAGCUUCUCCUGGCUUUUUCACACUGUCUACUGCCACUCGGAAAAAGUAUCUCGCACAUUCUCCAAGCUUGACUACUCGGGCAUUGCCCUCCUAAUCAUGGGCUCCUUUGUGCCCUGGCUGUACUACUCGUUCUAUUGUUCCCCUCAGCCUCGACUUAUCUACCUCACCAUCGUUUGUGUUCUCGGCAUUGCCGCCAUCAUAGUUGCCCAAUGGGACCGAUUCUCAACCCCUCGUCACAGACCUACACGAGCAGGUGUGUUCAUGGGUCUUGGACUGAGUGGCAUUGUCCCCACUAUGCACUUCACCAUCGAGGAGGGUUUUGUGAAGGCCACUACAGUCGGGCAGAUGGGUUGGUUCUAUCUGAUGGGUGCCAUGUAUAUCACUGGUGCUGGUCUGUAUGCAGCCAGGAUCCCUGAACGCUAUUUCCCUGGAAAGUGUGACAUCUGGUUCCAUUCCCAUCAGAUUUUCCAUGUUUUGGUCGUGGCAGCAGCUUUCAUCCAUUUCUACGGGGUUUCCAACCUGCAGGAGUUCCGCUAUGGCCUCGAGGGAGGUUGCACAGAUGAUACUCUGCUCUGA
Molecule: messenger RNA, 1158 nt
Organism: Menidia menidia (Atlantic silverside)
Lineage: Eukaryota; Metazoa; Chordata; Actinopteri; Atheriniformes; Atherinopsidae
Source: the annotation of a GenBank genome assembly